Molecule: messenger RNA, 1596 nt
Organism: Megalops cyprinoides (Indo-Pacific tarpon)
Lineage: Eukaryota; Metazoa; Chordata; Actinopteri; Elopiformes; Megalopidae
Product: interferon alpha/beta receptor 1a-like
Exons: 7
Coding region: 134-1306 (390 amino acids)
Molecular function (GO): protein binding
Source: RefSeq, a predicted model, not a curated record
UUAGAGUCCGGAUGUCAAUGUACUGUCAAGUGCCAAUGUACUGAAGAAAUUGGAAAAGCGAGCUCUAACUGCAAGCUAAAGCUGGUGUGAAGACAUAAUGCAGUAUUUUAUGAAAAAAGUGGCUCCAUGAAAUAUGAACUCCAUCUUCAUGUUUGUUCUGGUCACUCCCCUUGCCAUUCUGAUUUGUUUAUGUGAAGUGCUUGCCAUCUUGCCCAGCCCCCAAAAUGUGACUCUGCAGACGCAGAACACUCAGUACAUCCUGAGGUGGGAUUGGGACAAGCAGGCCAUAGGGAACGAAACGGUUACCUUUACUGCACAGUACAUACCUAAAUAUAAACUGUCAAAGAAGAAGAAGACUUGGAUAUCAGUAUGCGAUAGGACCUUGGAUAUCCAGUGUGACUUCACCAACUCUGGCCUGCACUACCAGGGAAUCUAUGUGCUGCAGGUCCAGGCCAGCUGUGGAAGGGAACACUCAGAGUGGGUCCCCAGAGAAUUCUGUCCUGAAAAAGAUGCUGAACUGGGUCCUCCCUCUAAAGUGGAGGUGACUGCUGUGAAAGGUUUGCUACAAAUAUGGAUCUCUGACCCCUUGACCAGUAGCAACACAUCCAUGAAGGACACUCUUGUACCUGAUUUGUAUUACCUAAUCCAGUUUUGGAAACAGUCCGGUUGGUCCUCACCGAACGUGCGGCUGGACAGCAACGUUUUAAAGACGAGCACCAACGAAGUGACGCUGUCGGAGCUGGAGCCCUGGACGACGUACUGCUUGAGAGUACGGUCGCACGAUGACUUCUGGAACAGGACCAGUCAUUUCAGCCCCACCCAGUGCCUGAAAGCCACAGGUGUGAUGCCCCUCUGGCUGAUACUCCUGUUGCUUUGCCUUGUGGGUGUGCUGCUGUCCUAUGCCACUUUCAGGACAUUCCGAGUGUUCAAGUCUACCUUCUUCCCCUCCCUCCAGCUCCCAGCCAGCAUACACGAGUACUUUUGGGACUCCCCCUGCUCCGACCAACCCCGCCUGCUGACCCCAGAGUCAGAGACAGAGGUCUGCUAUGAGAAGCUGCAUGUGUGUCCCAAGGUGAUCCUCCCUGAGAUACACGCCCCACCCGACCCUCCGGGCCCGGAGGCGGACACUUCCGGCCAUAGCUCAGACUCGGGGGUGUACUCCACGGAGGAGGGGUCAGGACAGCUGGGCGGGCCGUCUCCAGCGUGCUCGGCACAGGCCCCAGAGCAGCGGAAGAUGGCUGACGUGAGGACAGACUCCGGGAUUGGGAGGAUGGGCACUGUUCCUGCCGAUGACUGCUGGCCUUGACCCCUCCGGCGGAAGCGCUUUGAGUGAAGCAAGGCCCUCUGCACGAGUGUGAAACCUUGCCCAGAGAUGAGGGGGAACUGAGAGGAUGUGCGUGUUCAGAAAAAUGCACUGCGUGUAUAUGCUACCGCUUUCAUUUCAACAGGACCCGACUCUCACUUCUCGUUUCCAGAGGAGGUGGAGAUGCUGAACGUGUGAUCCAAGAUGAGGGCGUCUUUAAUCUUAAAUUGCACGUAAACAACAGACACACUUGCCACAGACACACUUGUCCGCUGCCUGUCUUUGUGACCCCC